Messenger RNA from Aphis gossypii (cotton aphid), 2080 nucleotides. RefSeq lists its product as uncharacterized. The coding region runs from base 248 to 1804 and encodes 518 amino acids. The record is from RefSeq and is a predicted model, not a curated record. NCBI's taxonomy places the organism in Eukaryota, Metazoa, Arthropoda, Insecta, Hemiptera, Aphididae. The transcript has 2 exons.
UGUAUCUAGGGUAAGAUUACAAAAAUAUUACAACUGGUAUAACAUCAACAAUAUAAUAUAAUUAAUAUAUAAGGACAAUGUGAUGACCAAAGGGGAUCAGUGGUGAUAAUCGUAUGACUUGGUUAUCAUCAGGCGCCGCGAGUUUUACGUAAAGUACCUAUUUUACAAUAUUUACCUUGUUCAUAUUUUAUUGUGUAUGUUCGAGUGAUCGAAGAAGUUCAAACAUCGAAACAGAAUUACAACAAAAAUGGAUGCCUGGAAUGUGAUUUGUCGUACCAUACUACUAUUGCUGCUAACCAAUCAUAUUAUUUCCAGUGAAAAUCAAGAUGCUGCAUUUUAUAACCUCACUCUUACCACCAAUAGUCCAGGAUUACAGUACGAAAUAAUAGGAGAAGGUAAAUUAUGUAAAAGUAGUUGGACCAUCAAUACAUUUAUAGAUUUAAAAUAUCUAAUAAAUAGCCUUAUCGAUGUAAAUAACAUGUUAAAAUCAAUCAACUCAUUUGCAAUUAAUAACUCCUACCAAAUAACUCUAAAUCAGUUGGAGAAGCGUGUAAAAAAAAUUAACACAGAUACACAGACUAUUAGACAAAUGGCUAGGCAUAGUAAAAAGGUUAGGCGAUCAUUUGAAUCUGGGGGUUCGGCAUUACAGUGGAUGUUCGGCAUUGCCGACGCUGAUGAUGUAAGAAGGUAUGAUAAUUCGAUUAACAAAUUAGAGAAUGAUCAAAAAGAUAUGAUACACAUAGUUGAAGACCAAGUUUCUAUUUUAAGAAGCACAAUAACAAAUUUUAAUGAAACCAUAACAACAUUUAAUGACAAUAAAUUAUUAUUUGAUAAAAAUAUGAAAAAAAUUGAAAAAACUUUUAACACCAUAGAUAUUCAAUUAGCAGACGAAAAUAAACAAAUUAUUAUUUUAAAAUUAAUAUCCCUGAUUGAAAAUAAUAUUAAUGAAUUAGAUAUAUUUGUAACGAGGUUACAAAGAAUAAUUUCAAACGUUCAAAUGAAUAAAUUAGAUGUUUUCAUAAUUACACCAGAUCAGUUUUUGUCAGAAAUAAAACGAAUGGAAAAUAUCCUACCGGAAAAUUUAAAAUUCCCUGUAAAAUUUAAUGAAGAUAAUAUACAAGAAAUGUACAAAAUAUUACUCAUAGACCUUCACCCAAUGAACGAUAGAUUAAUAUUUUCAAUAAAAAUUCCAUUAUGUACCAUCGACAUUUUCAAAUUAUAUUAUAUUCUACCGAUAUACGUUCCAAUCAAUGAAUUAGGACAAUUUAUACAUAUAACUGAAAAUCCAAUGUACUUAAUAACAGACGAUUUGGUGACAAAAUAUUUUAUUUGGUCAAAUAUUAAUAACUGUGUAAAAGUUGCUAAUACUUUUGUUUGUGGUUUUAAUGAAAUCAUACACAAUAGUGUUACUGAUCCUACUUGUGUAACAGAAAUAUUAAAAAAUUCUAUAGCCAAACCUACCCAAUGUGAUACUUAUAUCACUGAAUUUAAAAAAGAGUUAUGGUACCCAUCAUUUUUCAAAAAUAAUUGGUACUUUGUAUGUGAAAAGCCUACUGUAAUCACGAUAAUUUGUCAUAAACGAUCUUUUAUUCGUAGGCUAACAUUAAAAAGUUCUGGUAAAUUAUUCCUGAAAGCUGGUUGUCUUGCUCAAACGGCUAUGGGCGUUAUAAUAACAGAACAAAUAUUAGAAUCGUCAUUUGUAACACAGCCUUUACAGUUAAGCCUUUUAAAUGAUUCGUGCUGUAAUAUUGCAGUUAAUCGACUAUAUCCGAAACCCAUUCAUUUAGAUGAAAUUAAAAAUUAAAAAUUUGAUAAAGAGUCUUUCGAUAAAAUAAACGCAAAAUUAGAUCAACAAGAAAAAUUAUUAAAUUCACUUACAUUAGAAAAAACCUAUGAAUUUGUAUAUACAAAUAAAUAUUUGAUUACGAUAAUAGCUGUUAUAUUAUUAUACUUAAGUAUACAAUUUUGUAUAAAAAAAAAAAAAAAAACUUUAGAAAAUAUAAAUUUAGGUUAUUAUCCGAAGUCCACGGAUCAAACAUAAAAAUACACUUUAAAAAUAAAAUUAUAUUUUAUGUAAAUU